AUGUUCCAGGAGAACCAAUUACAGAGUGGAUGUCCAAUUGAUCCUGAAGGUGCAACAGUAACCGUAGCGACUACCUCAUCAAGAAGUUCCUCCCCAACGGCGUCAGAGCUGACCUUCUGUUCGGAAGAUACCAGUGAUCCAGACGACGUCAAUCACAUUGAUGAAUUGGAGUUGAACAUGACCGAUUUUCAUCGAAAAGUUGAACGAAGUUUGGCUUGGAUUCUAUCAAUGGAGGAACGCCUAGUAGAGAACUUCCCUCAACUGAAGGAUGUGAUCGGAAAUGAUAGAAAAGAGGAGGCAAAGAAAGUAGAAUUUUACGACCAUAUGGCAGAGAUAGAGACGGAGGACCUUAACGCCAUGCAAGAUCUGCCACAUGAGGAAUUGAAAGCCAUUAAUGAAUCUAUCGUUGAGCGGUUGUCAGAUGCAAGAAUUCGAUUUAAUACACAUGAAGAUUUAACUGCACAUCUUACUAAACAUGAGCCAAAUGUUCGCCGGUGUCUACGAUAUGGUCAACAACUCGCUAAUCUCGCAGAACGUGUUCAGCGGAUCUCAGGUACGGUAUCUCCCUCUUCUACUAUAGACCACCUCCAAUCUGUCAACUCCUCAGAAGUUAUGAAGAUGUUAAAUUUUCUUCAUAAUCGGUGGACAAAUCUCAACAGAGCAGCUGAAUCCGGAAAUCGAUUUCUUGCUAGCUGUCUUAUUAGUAGACAAGAAGCUCUCUUACGUGCUGUUGAAAUCCAGCUUGGCAAACUUGAAUGGGAAAAGGACCGUCAAGCAACAGAACGUUUUGGUACAUCCGUUCCAGAACUCAAAGCUCAACUUAGUGCCAAUCGAAGGCUGGAAAAUUACUUAGAAUUUGGAGAAACUCUUGCGCGCCAAAUGCAGGAUAUCGUUAUUCUAGUUCCUUCAGAAACGCCGAAUGCCCGUGAUGCUGACUUCGAGGAGAGAAUAGCGUUUCUUGCAACUCAGUGGACAAGACUUGUUGAAUGGGUUCAUACUCACUAUGCUCAGCUUCAAAAUGCUCUUCUACAUUGGAGGCACUUCCAGGAAGAAGCAGAUGUCCUAGAGGAAUGGUUAGGGCAGUUGGAGGUCGAAUCCAGGGAAGUAGAAAGAAGGAAAACUAGAGAGAUGGAACAGAAAAUGCGUAGAAACCCAUCGAGAACAGAAGAACAGGUCCUAAGAGAGGCGAGACAACUUAGCGAAGCAAUUUCUGAUGCUGUCACUGCCUGUCUAUCUCGAUACGAGACAAGGUGGGCUCAAUUAUUGGCAAGUCUUGAUAGACGUGCAACUAGCGUUCGUGAAGCCUGUGGAGAUUCUAUUGAGAUCCAACGUGCUGUUGAAACGCUAGUCGACAACCUCGUAUCUCGUUGGAGUCAACUCACUGAACCCCAUUUGGACUUAGACGAUAACGGCGUUCAUUCCCAAGACGUAAAUCCCCGGAAUUUCUUCCCAAGCAUGCAGCAGCAAAAUUCUGUACAGCUCCGUAAUGAAGGUGGUAGCUCUGAUGGUACGAAAAGAGCCGCCGAUUCUACUCCAAAUGCUGUUCCAGAAAAGCGGUUUAGCUUGGAAUCAGGUAUGAGAUAUAUUAAUACAGAAGAAUAA
Rodentolepis nana is the source of this 1602-nucleotide messenger RNA. The record is from the annotation of a GenBank genome assembly. NCBI's taxonomy places the organism in Eukaryota, Metazoa, Platyhelminthes, Cestoda, Cyclophyllidea, Hymenolepididae.